Messenger RNA from Mesorhabditis belari, 1050 nucleotides. NCBI's taxonomy places the organism in Eukaryota, Metazoa, Nematoda, Chromadorea, Rhabditida, Rhabditidae. The record is from the annotation of a GenBank genome assembly.
AUGGGUGGCAGUGCCGCUUCUCGAUUCACUCAUCACGAUGCAACCGGUCUCCCUCCACCGCUGCUCACCCCGUUUGAGAUGAGUAAUCAAUGUGCUUCCGGGAUGCUACGCAAUAAGAAAGUUGCAUGGAAUUGUAUUUGUUCCACUCCCCUAAAAGCUCAUUUAUUCAAUCAGCUUUCUGCGAUCUCGCCCUGUCCCCGUUCAUCGAUUAUUUUUAUGUCAGGAAGACAUCGUUUGGAUGUUGACGACCACCGCUCGAGCAGCCCGAUCAGGCGCCGAAGACGUGUUGAUGAAGACGGAUUCAAUCCAAACAUAUUCACUCACUCCAACACUUGCAGCUUUCAACAAGACUUGCAACAACACUUUCCACAACACUUUCCACAACCCUUCCAACAACAACCCUUCCAACAACAACCCUUCCAACAACAACCCUUCCAACAACAACCCUUCCAACAACCCUUCAACACAAUACACUUCAACACUGCACCACGGAAUGUGGGCAUGCUUUCAAAAGAAGAACAAGAGCGUCGAGAUGCCGAAAUGGCAUUGGAAUUGCAGCGAGAAGAGGAAGAACUAUUUAUUCGCCGCGAGAGUCGACAUGCAGGAUUGCAGCGUCGACAGCCCCACCGACGUGAUACCGGUCCACUUCACGAAUCUUUGUUCGGUCGCCAGUUCGCUGACGGACGACAUCAUCAACAUCAGCAAGAAGAGUUGAUUCGCCAGCGUCGACAGGCCCAAAGAAUAUCGCAGCGACUAGAGGAAGAACAGUUGUUUCGCCAGCGUCGACAGGCCCACCGACGUGAUACCACUCCACUUGAAGAACCUCGAGACGAAACGGUGAUUCAAUGCUCAGACUGGGGUGAAUGCACGAUUUGCUUCGAGGAUGCACCAUAUGAUCCCGUUGGAUGUCUUCGUUGUCAGCAAUUGAUUGGAUGCAAGCCGUGUGCGAAUCGCUGGUUCCUCAACAGCAGGCAAUGCCCUCUGUGCCGUCACGAGUAUGAAGCUGGCGCUCCCGAGGGUCGCUCGAUGUUUGAUCUCGCGCCAAAGCAU